Messenger RNA from Fusarium keratoplasticum, 576 nucleotides. RefSeq lists its product as uncharacterized. Gene Ontology annotation, cellular component: cytosolic small ribosomal subunit. The record is from RefSeq and is a predicted model, not a curated record. The coding region runs from base 1 to 576 and encodes 191 amino acids. Gene Ontology annotation, molecular function: structural constituent of ribosome; rRNA binding. Gene Ontology annotation, biological process: positive regulation of translational fidelity; translation. Lineage: Eukaryota; Fungi; Ascomycota; Sordariomycetes; Hypocreales; Nectriaceae. The transcript is spliced from 3 exons.
AUGCCUCCCCGCGCCCAUUCGAAGACCUCCCGUGUCCCUCGCAGACCCUUCGAGUCUGCUCGACUGGACUCUGAGUUGAAGCUCGUCGGCGAGUAUGGCCUGCGCAACAAGCGUGAGGUCUGGCGAGUCGGUUUGACUCUGUCCAAGAUCCGUCGUGCUGCCCGUCAGCUUCUUACCCUCGACGAGAAGGACCCCAAGCGUCUCUUCGAAGGCAAUGCCCUCAUUCGCCGUCUCGUCCGCGUCGGUGUCCUUGACGAGUCCCGCAUGAAGCUGGAUUACGUCCUGGCCCUCAAGAUCGAGGAUUUCUUGGAGCGCCGCCUCCAGACCUGCGUCUGGAAGCUUGGUCUGGCCAAGUCCAUCCACCACGCCCGUGUCCUGAUCCGCCAGCGCCACAUCCGAGUCGGCAAGCAGAUCGUCAACGUCCCCUCGUUCAUCGUCCGUCUCGACUCCCAGAAGCACAUUGACUUCGCUCUCACCUCGCCCUUCGGUGGUGGCCGCCCCGGCCGUGUCCGCAGAAAGAAGGCCAAGUCCGCCGAGGGCGGUGAGGGUGACGAGGAGGAGGAGGAUGACGAGUAA